Molecule: messenger RNA, 1284 nt
Organism: Nycticebus coucang (slow loris)
Lineage: Eukaryota; Metazoa; Chordata; Mammalia; Primates; Lorisidae
Product: tRNA-specific adenosine deaminase 1-like
Exons: 2
Coding region: 1-1284 (427 amino acids)
Biological process (GO): RNA processing
Molecular function (GO): RNA binding; adenosine deaminase activity
Source: RefSeq, a predicted model, not a curated record
AUGGUGGCUUUAUUUAAGGCUGCAGAUCUUGAGUUUUGGGGCCCACUCUGUUGUACAUCUCAUUCUAGAGAUCUGGCAGAAGGGGAAGAAGUGGUCUGUGACUCUUCUAAGGAAAGUCAAAAGUUCCCAGAGGAGCAACCAAAAUUAGAACCCAGCAAGAGUGAAUGCAAAACCCACAUCCUUAAGCACAACUCCUGUGGGAGAACACUUGACUGGUCCUCAACACCAGCUGAGACCGUGUGGACUGCAAAUGAGAUUGCUCAACUGUGCUACGAACACUAUGGGAUCAGGCUGCCUAAACAGGGGAAACCAGAGCCAAACCGUGAGUGGACAUUAUUGGCAGCUGUGGUAAAGAUACACUCUCCAGCUGUCCAGGCCUGUGACACUCCUGAUAAGCUAGUGCAAGUGACAAAGGAAGUUGUCUCUAUGGGAACUGGAACAAAAUGCAUAGGCCAGUCCAAAAUGAGGAAGAGCGGAGACGUCCUUAAUGAUAGCCAUGCUGAAGUCAUAGCCAAGAGAAGUUUCCAAAGGUACCUUCUCCAUCAGCUACAAUUGGCAGCCACCCUGAAAGAGGAUAGUAUCUUUGUCCCAGGAACACAAAGAGGAAUGUGGAAACUCAGACCAGACCUCCUCUUUGUGUUUUUCUCCAGCCAUACACCCUGUGGGGAUGCCUCCAUCAUUCCAAUGCUUGAGUUUGAAGAUCAGCCUUGCUGUAUUGUCAGCAGAGAUUGGGCCAUCAACCCAUCAGUAGAAGCCAGUGGUAACUUGGAAACUCCUGAAAAUAACAAGAAUUACGAAGACCCUGACAGUCCUAUAACCAAAAGGAUGAGGCUUGAGCUUGGAACUCCUACCAGGGAGGUUGCCAACGGUGCAGCUCACCAUCAGAGUUUUGACAAGCAGGAAAGUGGUCAAAUCCUACCAGGUGUUAGCAGCUUGAACCUCACUGUAGAGGGACUGGCCUCUCUCACCACAAUAGCCAUCAAUGGUGCCAAAGCAGUGGACGUUCACAGAACUGGAGCCAAGUGUGUGCCUGGAGAAGCUGGAGACUCAGGGAAGCCUGGUGCUGCAUAUCACCAGGUGGAGCUGCUCCAAUUGAAGCCAGAUUGGGGAGACAGGACUCACUCCAUGUCCUGCAGUGAUAAGCUAGCCCGAUGGAAUGUCCUUGGAUGCCAAGGGGCACUGUUGAUGCACUUCCUGGAAGAGUCCAUCUAUCUGACAGCUGUAGUCAUUGGGAAGUGUCCAUACAGCCAGGAAGCCAUGCAGAGAGCACUGAUGGAGAGGUGA